Eptesicus fuscus (big brown bat) is the source of this 6828-nucleotide messenger RNA. RefSeq names its product filaggrin-2-like. Gene Ontology annotation, molecular function: calcium ion binding; transition metal ion binding. Gene Ontology annotation, cellular component: keratohyalin granule; nucleus; cornified envelope. The record is from RefSeq and is a predicted model, not a curated record. Lineage: Eukaryota; Metazoa; Chordata; Mammalia; Chiroptera; Vespertilionidae. The transcript is spliced from 4 exons. Bases 1 to 6828 code for a protein of 2275 amino acids. Gene Ontology annotation, biological process: viral process; establishment of skin barrier.
AUGACCGACCUCUUAAGAAGUGUUGUUACCGUCAUUGAUGUUUUCUACAAAUACACCAACCAAGAUGGGGAAUGUGGCACACUGAGCAAAGAUGAGCUAAAGGAACUUCUGCAAAAAGAGUUUCGGCCAAUUCUGAAGAACCCAGAUAAUCCAGACACGGUGGAGGUCAUUAUGCAUAUGCUGGAUCGAGAUCAUGACCGAAGACUGGACUUUACUGAGUUUCUUCUGAUGGUAUUCAAGCUGGCUAUGGCCUGCAACAACGUUCUCAGCAAAGAAUACUGCAAAGCUUCAGGGUCAAAGAAGCAGAAGCGUAGUCAUGGUCACCGGCACCAAAAGGAAGGAAGUGAAACAGAAGAAGAAGAUGAGAAUACAUCAGGACAGAAAUCAGGUUCUAAAAAUCCAAGUUGGAGUGAGGGAGAGGAGCAUGGGGGCUUGAGGGGAACUGCAAAACAUAGACAUAGGUCCCACUCCAGAAGGCUGGGAAAGCAAGGUAGUUUAUCUAGCUCAGAGAAACAAGAGGGUUUUGAGAAAAGGCGCCAUGGGUCUAGCUCUGGUCACUCAGUGAGCCCCUCUAGGGAAUCCGGGGAGGAAUAUGAAUAUGAAUCUGAAUCUGGAUUUAAGAGUGGGGGAAGAAAAGGUCAUGGUGAUCUGUCACGUGGAUUAGAGGCUAUUGCAUCUAGCUCUAAAGGUUCAGGAGAUAGUGGGAGACAAAGCUAUGCAUGUGAUUCAAUCAACUCAAGUGGGUGUGGAGGAAGACAAUGUGUUUCCAGCUCCUGUCAGGCAGGCAGAUAUGGAGGGCAAGGAAAUAAAUCUAGCUGUAUUCAGUCAGGUUGUCAAUCACAAAAUAGUGGAGGACAAGGUCGUAGAUGUAUCUCAAGAAGUCAGUCCUCUGGAUAUGGUCAAUGUAAGCCUCGCUCCUGUAGCCAAUCUUCUGGUCAUAGAAGAAGACAUGGAUCCCCGGCAUGUUGUCAACCACAGAACUGUUGUCAACCACAGAACUGUGGAAGACAACGGGGAAGAAGAUCAAGGCAGUCCUCUUGUGGUAGACAAUAUGGGUCUGGAUCAAGUCAGUCUUCUAAUUGUGGUCAACAGGGAAGAAGAUCAAGGCAGUCCUCUUGUGGUAGACAAUAUGGGUCUGGAUCAAGUCAGUCUUCUAAUUGUGGUCAACGGGGAAGAAGAUCAAGGCAGUCCUCUUGUGGUAGACAAUAUGGGUCUGGAUCAAGUCAGUCUUCUAAUUGUGGUCAACAGGGAAGAAGAUCAAGGCAGUCCUCUUGUGGUAGUCAAUAUGGGUCUGGAGUAAGUCAGUCUUCUAAUUGUGGUCAACAAGGGUCUGGUAAACAGUCUAGUAACUCUCGUCAAAAAGGGUGUACAUCAAAUGAAUAUUCAAAAUGUCAACACGGAUCUGGCUCAGGUCAGUCCUCAGGCUCUGGACAACACGGGUCUGGCUCAGGUCAGUCCUCAGGCUUUGGACAACACGGGUCUGGCUCAGGUCAGUCGUCUGGCUUCGAGCAACAUGGGUCUGGCUCAGGUCAGUCCUCAGGCUUUGGACAACAUGGGUCUAGCUCAGGUCAGUCAUCUGGUUAUGGCCAACAUGGAUCUGGCUCAGGUCAGUCAUCUGGUUAUGGCCAACAUGGAUCUGGCUCAGGUCAGUCAUCUGGUUAUGGCCAACAUGGAUCUGGCUCAGGUCAGUCAUCUGGUUAUGGCCAACAUGGAUCUGGCUCAGGCCAGUCCUCAGGCUUUGGACAACAUGGAUCUGGCUCAGGUCAGUCAUCUGGCCAUGGUCAACAUGUAUCAGGCUCAGGUCAGUCCUCAGGCUUUGAACAAUACGGGUCUAGCUCAGGUCAGUCCUCAGGCUUUGGGAAACAUGGGUCUGGCUCAGGUCAGUCCUCUGGCCAAGGCAAACAUGGAUCUGGCUCAGGUCAGUCCUCAGGCUCUGGACAACAUGGGUCUAGCUCAGGUCAGUCCUCAGGCUUCGGACAACAUGGGUCUAGCUCAGGUCAGUCCUCUGGCCAUGGCCAACAAGGAUCUGGCUCAGGUCAGUCCUCAGGCUCUGGACAACAUGGGUCUAGCUCAGGUCAGUCCUCAGGCUUUGGAAAACAUGGGUCUAGCUCAGGUCAGUCAUCUGGUUUUGGAAAACAUGGGUCUAGCUCAGGUCAGUCAUCUGGUUUUGGACAACAUGGGUCUAGCUCAGGUCAGUCCUCAGCCUCUGGACAACAUGGGUCUAGCUCAGGUCAGUCCUCAGGCUCUGGACAACAUGGGUCUAGCUCAGGUCAGUCCUCAGGCUUUGGAAAACAUGGGUCUAGCUCAGGUCAGUCAUCUGGUUUUGGAAAACAUGGGUCUAGCUCAGGUCAGUCCUCAGGCUCUGGACAACAUGGGUCUAGCUCAGGUCAGUCCUCAGGCUUUGGAAAACAUGGGUCUAGCUCAGGUCAGUCCUCAGGCUUCGGACAACAUGGAUCUAGUUCAGGUCAGUCAUCUGGUUUUGGAAAACAUGGGUCUAGCUCGGGUCAGUCAUCUGGCUCUGGACAACAUGGGUCUAGCACAGGUCAGUCCUCAGGCUUUGGAAAACAUGGGUCUGGCUCAGGUCAGUCCUCAGGCUUUGGGCAACAUAGGUCUAGCUCAGGUCAGUCCUCAGGCUCCGGACAACAUGGGUCUAGCUCAGGUCAGUCAUCUGGUUUUGGAAAACAUGGUUCUAGCUCGGGUCAGUCAUCUGGCUCUGGACAACAUAGGUCUAGCACAGGUCAGUCCUCAGGCUUUGGAAAACAUGGGUCUGGCUCAGGUCAGUCCUCAGGCUUUGGAAAACAUGGGUCUGGCUCAGGUCAGUCCUCAGGCUUUGAACAAUAUGGGUCUAGCUCAGGUCAGUCCUCAGGCUUUGGAAAACAUGGGUCUGGCUCAGGUCAGUCAUCUGGCCAAGGCAAACAUGGAUCUGGCUCAGGUCAGUCCUCCGGCUUUGGAAAACAGGGAUCUGGUUCAGGUCAGUCUUCUGGCUUUGACCAGCAUGGGUCUAGAACAAGCCAAUCCAGCUCAGCACAUCAUAGUGGAAGAAGGGGAUCGAGUCACAGUGAGUCAAGUGGCAGUGAAUCGCAUUCUAGAGGCUCACAGGGACACUCAGGGUCCAGUCAUGGCCAGGCUGGAUCUCAGCAUGGAGAGUGGGGAUCCUCUGGUAGAGGGAGACAGGGAACUACUCAUGGACAGUCAGGAGACACUCACAUACAUGGGCAGGCAGGUCAUGGGCAUUCCUCACAGUCAGGAUCUCACAGAAGUGGAAGAAGCGGAUCUAGUCACAGUGAGUACAGUGGCAGUGAAUCGCAUUCCACAGGCUCACAGGGACACUCAGGAUCCAGUCAUGGCCAGGCUGGAUCUCAGCAUGGAGAGCGGGGAUCCUCUGGUAGAGGGAGACAGGGAACUACUCAUGGACAGUCAGGAGACACCCACAUACAUGGGCAGGCAGGUCAUGGGCAUUCCUCACAGUCAGGAUCUGGCAGAGGUGGAAGAAGCGGAUCUAGUCACAGUGAGUACAGUGGCAGUGAAUCGCAUUCCAGAGGUUCACAGGGACACUCAGGGUCCAGUCAUGGCCAGGCUGGAUCUCAGCAUGGAGAGUGGGGAUCCUCUGGUAAAGGGAGACAGGGAACUACUCAUGGACAGUCAGGAGACACCCGCAUACAUGGGCAGGCAGGUCAUGGGCAUUCCUCACAGUCAGGAUCUGGCAGAGGUGGAAGAAGCGGAUCUAGUCACAGUGAGUACAGUGGCAGUGAAUCGCAUUCCAGAGGUUCACAGGGACACUCAGGGUCCAGUCAUGGCCAGGCUGGAUCUCAGCAUGGAGAGCAUGGAUCCUCUGGUAAAGGGAGACAGGGAACUACUCAUGGACAGUCAGGAGACACCCACAUACAUGGGCAGGCAGGUCAUGGGCAUUCCUCACAGUCAGGAUCUGGCAGAGGUGGAAGAAGCGGAUCUAGUCACAGUGAGUACAGUGGCAGUGAAUCGCAUUCCAGAGGUUCACAGGGACACUCACGGUCCAGUCAUGGCCAGGCUGGAUCUCAGCAUGGAGAGCAUGGAUCCUCUGGUAAAGGGAGACAGGGAACUACUCAUGGACAGUCAGGAGACACCCACAUACAUGGGCAGGCAGGUCAUGGGCAUUCCUCACAGUCAGGAUCUGGCAGAGGUGGAAGAAGCGGAUCUAGUCACAGUGAGUACAGUGGCAGUGAAUCGCAUUCCAGAGGUUCACAGGGACACUCAGGAUACAGUCAUGGCCAGGCUGGAUCUCAGCAUGGAGAGCAUGGAUCCUCUGGUAAAGGGAGACAGGGAACUGCUCAUGGACAAUCAGGAGACACCCACAUACAUGGGCAGGCAGGUCAUGGGCAUUCCUCACAGUCAGGAUCUGGCAGAGGUGGAAGAAGCGGAUCUAGUCACAGUGAGUACAGUGGCAGUGAAUCGCAUUCCAGAGGUUCACAGGGACACUCAGGGUCCAGUCAUGGCCAGGCUGGAUCUCAGCAUGGAGAGCAUGGAUCCUCUGGUAGAGGGAGACAGGGAACUAUUCAUGGACAGUCAGGAGAUACCCACAUACAUGGGCAGGCAGGUCAUGGGCAUUCCCCACAGUCAGGAUCUGGCAGAGGUGGAAGAAGCGGAUCUAGUCACAGUGAGUACAGUGGCAGUGAAUCGCAUUCCAGAGGUUCACAGGGACACUCACGGUCCAGUCAUGGCCAGGCUGGAUCUCAGCAUGGAGAGCAUGGAUCCUCUGGUAAAGGGAGACAGGGAACUACUCAUGGACAGUCAGGAGACACCCACAUACAUGGGCAGGCAGGUCAUGGGCAUUCCUCACAGUCAGGAUCUGGCAGAGGUGGAAGAAGCGGAUCUAGUCACAGUGAGUACAGUGGCAGUGAAUCGCAUUCCAGAGGUUCACAGGGACACUCAGGGUCCAGUCAUGGCCAGGCUGGAUCUCAGCAUGGAGAGUGGGGAUCCUCUGGUAAAGGGAGACAGGGAACUGCUCAUGGACAGUCAGGAGACACCCACAUACAUGGGCAGGCAGGUCAUGGGCAUUCCUCACAGUCAGGAUCUCACAGAAGUGGAAGAAGCGGAUCUAGUCACAGUGAGUACAGUGGCAGUGAAUCGCAUUCCAGAGGUUCACAGGGACACUCACGGUCCAGUCAUGGCCAGGCUGGAUCUCAGCAUGGAGAGCAUGGAUCCUCUGGUAAAGGGAGACAGGGAACUACUCAUGGACAGUCAGGAGACACCCACAUACAUGGGCAGGCAGGUCAUGGGCAUUCCUCACAGUCAGGAUCUGGCAGAGGUGGAAGAAGCGGAUCUAGUCACAGUGAGUACAGUGGCAGUGAAUCGCAUUCCAGAGGUUCACAGGGACACUCAGGAUACAGUCAUGGCCAGGCUGGAUCUCAGCAUGGAGAGCAUGGAUCCUCUGGUAAAGGGAGACAGAGAACUACUCAUGGACAGUCAGGAGACACCCACAUACAUGGGCAGGCAGGUCAUGGGCAUUCCUCACAGUCAGGAUCUCACAGAAGUGGGAGAAGCGGAUCUAGUCACAGUGAGUACAGUAGCAGUGAAUCGCAUUCCGCAGGCUCACAGGGACACUCAGGGUCCAGUCAUGGCCAGGCUGGAUCUCAGCAUGGAGAGUGGGGAUCCUCUGGCAAAGGGAGACAGGGAACUGCUCAUGGACAAUCAGGACAGGCAGGUGGAAGACAAAAUCAUGGAUCAAGUCAAAGAUGGAAACACGGUAGCUAUGGAAGUGCAGGAUAUGACUAUGGGCAAUCUCCAAAUCCACCCUUUAAUUUCGACCCCAUCAGACAAGCUAAGGUCUCUCUUACCCAAGACAUAUCCUCUUUAAAAGAAAUCCUCCAACAAAAACGUGAACACCUCCAGCUUAUUAAAGAAGUCCAAGCCCUCGAGGCAGAACUUACCACCCUCUCUACUAACCCAAACCCUUCAAAAACCACCCUCCACACUUUUCCCGUCACCCGCAGUCAGGGUUCCCGCCCUACAGCUGUUGAGGAAGAAGAUAACUUACCAGAAGAAGGCUCUGACUCUCAAAAUCAAACUCCAGACUCAGGCAAUGAAGCUUCAGACACUGAAGACCCCAACCCUAGCCAGAGUAACACAUCUGAACAAAAAUACCGCCGCCUUAACCUUAAACAUCUUAAAGAUCUUAAAGCCGCAGUCAAUAACUAUGGCCCUACAGCCCCCUUUACCAUCGCCCUUCUCGAAAGCUUAAGUGACAAAUGGCUCACACCUAAUGACUGGCUAUCCUUAGCUCGAGCCACGCUUUCAGGAGGUGAUUAUGUCCUUUGGCGUACAGACUUUGUUGAGAACUGCCGAGAAACAGCCCAACGUAAUAAUGAAAGUAAAAACUCCCGCUGGUGGACCAGAGAUAAACUUCUUGGCCGACCCCUCUAUGAAACCAAUGAAGUCCAGGCCAAAUUUCCCCCUGGUUUACUAGCCCAAAUCCAAGUCGCCGGUCUUAAGGCUUGGCGCCGUCUCCCCACUAAGGAUUCUGCCACUACCUCGCUAGCCAAAAUUCACCAAGGAGCUGACGAGCCUUACAGUGAUUUUAUCAGCCGCCUCACGGACUCGGCUGAAAGAUUAGUGGGGGUAGGUGAAACGGAAAGUGCCUUUGUGAAGCAUCUCGCUUAUGAGAAUGCUAACCCUAUCUGUCAAGAGGCAAUAAGACCUCAUCGAUGUGGCAAUCUCUCUGAUUAUAUUAAACUUUUCUCCGAUUAUGAACUCUUUGAGGACAGGACACAUAUCUUCAUCAUUGAUAGUCCUCUGACAAGCAUGGUGACUGGUGAGACGUUAGCUGAAAACAAAUGCUUGUUGAAUGAAUAA